Capsella rubella is the source of this 2212-nucleotide messenger RNA. RefSeq names its product pentatricopeptide repeat-containing protein At4g32430, mitochondrial. The transcript has 2 exons. Lineage: Eukaryota; Viridiplantae; Streptophyta; Magnoliopsida; Brassicales; Brassicaceae. The record is from RefSeq and is a predicted model, not a curated record. Gene Ontology annotation, molecular function: protein binding; RNA binding. Gene Ontology annotation, biological process: RNA modification. The coding region runs from base 94 to 1992 and encodes 632 amino acids.
GGCACAAGCCCUCGCGAUCUUCAAGGAAAAUCUCCAGCUGGGUUUUCGUUGUCGCAAUAUGGACGAAGUUACUCUUUGUCUUGCGAUUAAAGCAUGUCGUGGAGACUUGAAACGCGGUUGCCAAAUCCACGGGUUCUCCACAACUUCUGGGUUUACUUCUUUUGUCUGUGUUCAAAACGCUUUAAUGGGAUGAAAUCAACUGGAGUGGUUUUCGACGCAUUCACUUAUUCCACAGCUCUUAGCUUCUGUGUAGGCUCUAAAGGAUUUCGUUUAGGCUUGCAGUUGCAAUCUACGAUGGUGAAAUCCGGACUGGAGUCUGAUCUUGUUGUUGGAAAUUCGUUUAUUACAAUGUAUUCGCGGUCUGGAAGUUUCAGAGGAGCUAGGAGAGUUUUUGAUGAAAUGCCGCUUAAAGAUAUGAUUUCAUGGAACUCUUUAUUGUCAGGACUUUCUCAAGGAGGCAAUUUCGGGGUUGAAGCAGUGAGUGUCUUUAGGGACAUGAUGCGGGAAGGUGUGGAGCUUGAUCAUGUGUCUUUUACUAGCGUGAUUACAACUUGUUGUCACGAAACUGAUCUGAAGCUGGCUAGGCAAAUCCAUGGUUUGUGCAUAAAAAGAGGUUAUGAAACACUUGUGGAAGUUGGUAAUAUUUUGAUGUCAAGGUACUCGAUGUGUGGGGUUUUAGAAGCUGUGAAAUCAGUGUUUUACCAAAUGACUGAGCGGAAUGUUGUCUCUUGGACAACGAUGAUUUCCGCGAAUAAAGAUGAUGCUGUGUCCAUCUUUCAUAAGAUGCGAUUAGAUGGAGUUUACCCAAACGAGGUCACAUUUGUUGGAUUAAUCAAUGCCUUGAAGUGCAAUGAGCAAAUCAAAGAAGGGCUUAAAGUUCAUGGGCUAUGCAUGAAGACUGGUUUUGUUUCAGAACCAUCUGUAGGCAACAGUUUCAUCACCAUGUAUGCCAAGUUUGGUGCUCUGGAAGAUGCCAAGAAGGCUUUCGAUGAUAUAACUUUUCGGGAGAUUAUUUCCUGGAAUGCUAUGAUAUCUGGAUUUGCCCAAAAUGGAUUCUCACAUGAAGCUCUCAAGAUGUUCUUAUUAGCAGCAGCGGAAACAAUGCCAAAUGAAUACACUUUCGGAAGUGUCUUGAAUGCAAUUGCUUUUGCAGAGGAUAUAUCUGUAAAGCACGGUCAGCGUUGCCAUGCUCAGAUACUGAAAUUGGGUUUAAAUAGUUGUCCUGUUGUUUCAAGCGCGCUUCUUGAUAUGUAUGCCAAGCGUGGGAACAUAAAUGAAUCUGAGAAAGUCUUUAACGAGAUGUCUCUAAGGAACCAAUUUGUUUGGACAUCGAUAAUAUCAGCUUAUUCAAGCCACGGUGAUUUUGAUUCAGUGAUGCAAUUGUUCCACAGGAUGAAAAAAGAAAAUAUAGCACCAGACCUAGUCACUUUUCUCUCUGUGUUAACAGCUUGUAAUAGAAAAGGUAUGGUAGACAAAGGGUAUGAGGUUUUCAACAUGAUGAUGAAAGACUACAAUCUUGAGCCGUCUCAUGAGCAUUACUCAUGUAUGGUGGAUUUGCUUGGCCGAGCUGGGAGAUUAAAAGAAGCAGAGGAGCUUAUGAGUGAGGUUCCUGGAGGACCAGGAGAGUCGAUGCUGCAGAGCAUGCUGGGGUCUUGUAGGCUGCAUGGGAAUGUGAAAUUGGGAGCAAAAGUGGCUGAGCUUGCAAUAAAGAUGAAACCGGAAUUGUCGGGUUCUUACGUUCAGAUGUAUAACAUCUAUGCAGAGAGAGAAGAGUGGGAUAAAGCUGCAGAAAUUAGGAAAACGAUGAGGAAGAAAAAUGUAAGUAAAGAAGCUGGAUUCAGUUGGAUCGAUGUUGAUGAAACCGAAGGGUCUUGUUUAACGAUGCAAGGUUUCUCUUCAGGUGAUAAGUCUCACCCAAAAUCUGAUGAGAUUUAUAGUAUGGUUGCAAUUAUUGGGUUGGAGAUGAAUUUAGAGGUGAAGGUUGCAGUUUAGGUCUCUUAUUCGGAGUUCUAAAAAGUAGUUGUUAUAGAUAACAAAAUUAGAGAUAUUUAGCUAUACAGGUUUAUAAGAACUCGCUCACAGUGUGGUUUUCCAUUUUAUUUUUGCAUUGCACAUUGGUUUUGUAAGGACCAUGGUCGCUUUAGCAUGGUUCUCUGAUUUUGACCGCAUUGACCGGGUUUGAUUGAUUAAUUGAGUACUGUAAUGUUUGAUA